AUGGAGGCCGGAAAGUUCCUGGGGUUCAUGAUAACCCAGAGGGGAGUGGAGGCCAACCCUGAAAAGUGCCAAGCAAUACUCCAGAUGAGGAGCCCGGGCUGCAUCAAAGACGUUCAGCGACUGACGGGAAGGCUCACCGCGUUGUCCCGAUUCCUUGGUGCAUCGGCAGCAAAAACCUUACCCUUCUUCAACUUGAUGAAGAAGGGAAUAGCAUUUGAAUGGACCCCUACGUGCGAAGAAGCGUUCAACCACUUCAAAGAGAUUCUAGCAACACCCCCGGUGCUCGGUAAGCCCAAAGCCGGAGAACCACUCUAUAUGUACCUAGCCAUAACAGAAGGGGCGCUUGCGGCGGUGCUGGUGCGGGAAGAAGGGAAAACCCAGCAACCGAUCUACUUUGGUCACCAGGUGGUCGUGAGAACGGAUCAGGGGAUUCGUCAGGUACUCCAAAAACCUGAUCUGGCGGAAAGGAUGAUGACCUGGGCCAUCGAAUUGUCCCAAUACGAUUUAAGCUACGAACCCCGACAUGCUAUUAAGGCGCAAGCAAUGGUAGACUUCCUAGUGGAAGUAACCGGGAAUCCAAUCGAAGACGCGGACACACGGUGGAAGCUCCAUGUGGACGGAGCCUCCAACCAGACAUCCGGGGGUGCCGGGAUCAUUCUAGAAAGCUCGACCGGAGUCACCUAUGAACAAUCGGUUAAGUUCGAGUUUCCCGUAUCAAACAACCAAGCAGAAUACGAAGCCCUCCUGGGGGGCUUGGUCCUAGCUCGGGAAGUCGGGGCAACGAGGUUGGAAGUAUGCAGCGACUCGCAGGUCGUCACCGCGCAGGUAAAUGGAAGCUACCAAGCCAGAGACUCGCUGCUACAGAAAUACUUAGAAAGGGUCAAAGAGCUGAGCAAACAAUUUGAGGAGGUCACGAUCCAACACGUUCCAAGGGAAAGGAACACGCGGGCAGACCUCAUAUCCAAGCUCACAAGCACAAAACCUGGAACCGGCAACUGCUCCCUCAUUCAAGGCAUCACGAAAGAGUCGGCAGUCACCCUCCACCUGACCAAGAUAAGCCCUUCUUGGAUGGAUCACAUCACCGACUUCUUGGAAAAUGGAAAACUCCCUGAGGACGAGAAGAAAGCCAAAGUGUUAAGAAGGGAAGCUGCCAAGUAUACGGUCAUACGGGACCAGCUAUUCAAGAAGGGACUCAGCCAACCUUUGCUGAAGUGCCUGCACCCCGAUCAGACGGACUACGUGCUCAGAGAAGUCCACGAGGGAUGCUGCGGCCAUCAUAUCGAGGGCAAAGCCCUAGCUAGGAAACUCAUCCGAGCUGGAUACUACUGGCCGACAAUGAUGAAUGACUCCAGAGGAUUCGUGAAAAAAUGCACGAAGUGUCAGCAGAACGCCAACUUCCACAAAGCGCCAGCUUCCGAGUUGAGCCUACUGACGUCUACCCGACCUUUCACACAAUGGGGAGUCGACCUCUUGGGACCCUUCCCGGUUGGUCCAGGGCAAGUCAAGUAUCUCAUAGUCGCCAUCGACUACUACACCAAAUGGAUAGAGGCUAAAUCAUUGGCCAGCAUAUCCUCAUCCAAUUGUAGAAAGUUCAUGUGGAGGCAGAAAAAUGGACAAGUGGAGUCCGCAAAUAAGGUCAUCUUAUUAGGUCUCAAGAAACGUCUAGACAGCAAAAAAGGCGUAUGGGCCGACGAGCUCGCCUCGGUCCUCUGGUCCUACCGAGCAACCGAGCAAAGCUCCACGGGGGAAACCCCCUUCCACCUAACAUACGGGGUUGAUGCGGUGAUACCUGUGGAGAUCGGCGAGCCGAGCCCGCGGUUACUUCUCGCGAGAGUAGAAGAAGCGGUGGACAAAGACCUGGUAGACGAGGUCAGAGAAACGGCCCACUUGUUAGAGGUAGCGCUGAAACAAAGAAUAGCCCUACGCUACAACACCAAGGUUCUCAGAAGGGAAUUUGAGGAAAGAGACCUCGUCCUGCGACGCAACGACGUCGGGCUACCAACCCCAGAAGAAGGAAAGCUGGCGGUAAACUGGGAAGGUCCCUACAGAAUCAGAGAAGUGCUUGGCAAAGGCGCCUACAAGUUGGAGAGACUCGAUGGCAAAGAAAUCCCAAGAACAUGGAAUGCAGGUAACCUGAGGAGAUUUUACUCGUAG
Arachis ipaensis is the source of this 2154-nucleotide messenger RNA. NCBI's taxonomy places the organism in Eukaryota, Viridiplantae, Streptophyta, Magnoliopsida, Fabales, Fabaceae. The record is from RefSeq and is a predicted model, not a curated record.